ACGAUCCCAAAACACAUUUCCUCGUUUGUUUAGCCCAUUUUCUAGCCCCUUCCCACCAUGGCCGCCACCGUGGUUCAGGCAUCCAGCUCCACGCUUCACUCUUCCUUCCUUAGCUCGGGGGUCACGAGCCUUAGGUCCAAUGGGAACGCAUCUCUCCUCGUGUCCAAACCGCGCAAGGUGUCUAGAAUCUCCGCCAUGGCUGGCGGCAACACGCGAAUUCACCGGCUGCUGAACGAGAAUAAAUUUCUGAUUCUCCCCGGCUGCUACGACGCUCUGUCUGCCCUCAUCAUCGAACAGUCCGGCUUCGAAGCCGGAUUCAUCUCGGGAUAUGCAACUGCUGCUGCGAAACUCGGGAAACCCGACAUUGGUUUGCUGACUCCAACUGAGAUGUGCGCAACGGCACGCUACGUAUGCGCCGCUGCUCCCUCCACUCCCAUCUUUGUUGACGCAGACACGGGAGGCGGCAAUGCGCUCAACGUGCAGCGCACUGUCAAGGACCUCAUCGCCGCAGGCGCUGCGGGCUGCUUCCUCGAGGAUCAAGUUUGGCCUAAGAAGUGCGGACACAUGAGAGGCAAGCAGGUCAUUCCAGCAGAGGAGGCGGCAGUCAAGAUAGCGGCAGCGCGGGACGCCAUUGGCGAUGCGGACUUCUUCCUCGUGGCGCGCACAGACGCCCGCGCCACGUCGCAGAAGAGAGGGCUCGCCGAUGCCAUCGCACGCGCCAACCUCUACAUGGAUGCUGGAGCUGACGGGUGCUUUGUGGAGGCACCGCGCGAUGUGGAGGAGUUGAGGGAGAUAGGCCGCAGCACCAGGGGCAUCCGAGUGUGCAACAUGCUGGAAGGAGGCGUCACUCCCCUCCUCACGCCGCAGGAGCUCUCUGAUCUUGGGUUUCACCUGAUAGUGAACCCGCUGACGGGGCUAUACGCGGCCACGCGUGCGCUGAUUGACAUCCACAAGGAGCUGAAGCGCGAGGGCACGACGCGCGGGGCGCUGGAGCGCCUGGCCACGUUCACCGAGUUCAACUCGCUCGUCAGCCUCGAGGACUGGUACGCCACGGAGGCCAAGUUCUCCACCGCCAAGUUCGCCAGCCCUUCCGCCGCACAGGACUCCACCUCUUAGACUUGCCAUGAUAGCUCCAGAGAGAAGAGGACGGAUGCUCCAGACUGUUGCAAUGCUCACCUGUUCACACUGCCAAUUGCCAGCAACGUUCCUUUUUCCUUGGGUGCCUUGCCGUUCAUGUUAGCAUGGCACCAAGUUUUAUAUGUAGGGUUAAGAAAUGAAACAAGGACGCCGCCAGUGUGCAACUCCCAUCAAUCAAGUUUAGUGAGCAGUUGUGUUGACGGAUAGAAACACGCUG
Molecule: messenger RNA, 1354 nt
Organism: Closterium sp. NIES-67
Lineage: Eukaryota; Viridiplantae; Streptophyta; Zygnematophyceae; Desmidiales; Closteriaceae
Source: the annotation of a GenBank genome assembly